Molecule: messenger RNA, 888 nt
Organism: Penicillium waksmanii
Lineage: Eukaryota; Fungi; Ascomycota; Eurotiomycetes; Eurotiales; Aspergillaceae
Product: DUF3129 domain-containing protein
Exons: 6
Coding region: 1-888 (295 amino acids)
Source: RefSeq, a predicted model, not a curated record
AUGAUAUUCACGGCGGCUGUAUAUAUUCUUUUGCUGGUUUCCAACAAGGUGGCUGCACAUGGACUGAUAACUCAGAUCAAUGGCGCGAACGGUGUCGAAAUGCCAGGACUGACAGUUGUCGAUGGCGUACGCCGUGACUGUCCUUCUGCUGUGUGCGGUGGACAGAAAGAUACCGCUGUGAUCAGAGACCAGGAGCUGGGAAGUGUGAAAGCGUCGGCAUUGGGCCGCACUUUGAGCUCUGGACCGGUGGAUCCCAAACGAGUAAUCUCGAACUUCAUGAAGCCCAGUGCUCAGGCGAGGGCACACACCCGUCAUUUCCUGCAAGCUCGCCAAGUUCUUAACGAUGUGGCAAGUGUCGUCACCAAUGCUGGCGGCGCUAUCCUCAAUGGGGCCCAAGACAUUGCAGACAAAACACCUUUUGGUGGUGCUAUCAAAGGGGCGCAGUCAGCUGUUGACGACGUUGCCGGGGCUUUACCAGGGAAUAAGCCCGGCGCAACUACACCUAGCGGUACCGUGGAGAAUGGAUUCAAAGGAUCUACUGGUAAAGGGUUAAACAAAGGAUUGCCCUCUGCUUCGAACGACGGUGUCAUCACAAUGAUUUAUCAUCAGGUAAACCAAGAUGGAGCGGGCCCAUUAUCGGCAGAGAUCGAUGCAACGAGUGUGGGUACCGACCCUCGGGCAUUCAAAUCUGCUAAAGUCAUUCAAAACAUUCCGGGAGUUGAAGGGUUUUCAACCUCCAGUACCAUGGACUAUGAAGUAAAAAUACAGGUUCCCUCGGGAAUGAAGUGUGCUGGUAUCCUUAAUGGUGUCAAAGAUAUUUGCAUUGUGCGCGUCAGAAAUAAUGCUAUUUCAGGCCCUUUUGGAGGGUCAGCGGCUUUCACCAAUUGA